AUGACUGACCAAAAUGAGCAGGCUCGUGUUGCUGUCCUUGAAAUCGAGAUGAAGCAAGUCCUGAAUGUGCUCGAGAAUCUCACCAAACAAGUUGCUUCCCUACAGACAAGCAUUUCCACAUUGUCUGCACCCGCUCAACCGAGUGUAGAGAUUGUACUGCCCGAUGACUCUCCUCCUGUUGAGUCAAAAGAUAAGGGAAAAAUUGUUGCCAUUGGCACUUCCUCGACUGAGAAUGGUGCAACUUUAACUGACAAAGCUCGUCCGAUCAUUACAAAUGGGGGCGAUGCAUCUUCUAAGCCACCAAAGAGUGAUGAGGCUGAGCGUAUUGAUAAGCUUGAAGAAAAAUUCCAUCAAAUGCAAGGCUUUGAUGAUCAAUUCUCACGAGGUCUUGCUCACAUUGUCAAGGUUCAAGUCCUUAAGAAGUUCAAGGCGCCUGAGUUUAAUAAGUUCGAUGGCCUUUCUUGUCCUAAGGUCCAUUUACAAUACUACACGACGAGGAUGGUGCCGUAUGCCGAUAAUGUGCCACUCAUGAUCUACACUUUCCAAGAUAGCUUAGUCGGACCCCCCUUACAAUGGUUCGUUUUGAAGAAGAUUCACUCGCUCAAGACAUGGAAGGAUUUGUCUGAUGCCUUCAUCCGUCAAUACAAAUUCAAUAUUGACGUGGCCUCGUCACAUGAGGAUUUGAUUCGCACUGAGAAGAAAAAGACUGAGACCUUCAAGGCCUAUGCCACUAGGUGGAGAGCUCUAGCUGUGCAAAUUACCCCCAAGUUGACUGAGAAGGAGAUGCUUGAUACCUUCAUGAAGACUUUACCGUUCAAGUUUCGUAAUCGAAUGCUGGGUUCUAAUUUCAAUUCUUUAGCUGAGUUGAUACCUGCGGGAGAACGCAUUGAGAUCGCUCUGCGCGAUGGUUGGGCCAUUGAGCAGGCUACCUUCGCUAAGAAGUUCACCCUCAAGAAAGAUAAGGAACCGGCACCUGAAGUGAAUGUAGCUUACUCUCAACAAAGCUGUGAUACUGCCUCGACAAUGCAGUCUGCUGGCAAACAACAAGGUGGACGCCAAUUCACUAGUCGACAACAAGGUACUAAAAGGAGCUUCACGCUUCUGCCUAGACCGUCAUCCAAAGUUCUGCCUGUCCUCCAAAAGAAAAAUUUGCUUUCAAGUGAGCCGAAACACCUGAACCCCGAGCUGUUCUCUGGUUAUGACUCCUCUAAGAAGUGUAAGUAUCAUAUGGGGGAGGUCGGUCAUUCUACUGAUGAUUGUUACGUACUGAAGCAUAGAAUUCAAGACCUCUUGGACACAAAGGCAUUCUCUUUCUGCAGUGAUCAACCAAAUGUCCAGCGGAACCCUCUACCCAACCAUGUUGGAAGCGCGGAUGCUGUUAUUGAGUGGAGAAAUUUCUGGCUUUGA
This is a messenger RNA of Syzygium oleosum, 1407 nucleotides long. RefSeq lists its product as uncharacterized. Lineage: Eukaryota; Viridiplantae; Streptophyta; Magnoliopsida; Myrtales; Myrtaceae. The record is from RefSeq and is a predicted model, not a curated record. The coding region runs from base 1 to 1407 and encodes 468 amino acids. The transcript has 2 exons.